UUCAUUAAAAAAAACUACGAUGAAGUUUGUGUGCGCGUGUUAUUUUACGAGUUUGCUGUCGGCGUAAUAACGGUUUAAAACGUAGACACAGGAUUUAUAAUGUAUAUUUGUGGAAUGUUAAGUAAAUAUCAAUAAACGUUUAAAACGUCUGAUGUGUAAAUCAUCCAAAAUGGUUUCGGGCAGUACGCGUGUGAUACAAGUCUCCAACAUCGCGCCUCAAGCGACUAAGGAUCAAAUGCAGACCUUAUUCGGUUACUUGGGUAAAAUAGAUGAUAUUAGACUGUAUCCGACUAUCCGAGAUGUCUCCUGCCCGGUUCAGUCUCGAAUUUGUUACGUGAAGUAUUAUGAUUCGGCUACUGUCAAUGUAGCCCAACAUAUGACGAACACGGUGUUCAUCGACCGCGCACUGAUAGUGAUUCCCAUGCAAUCAGGUGAGAUUCCUGACGAACAUAGGGCCCUAGAGAUGUCAAGCAAUGGUACCCUAGUGCCAGGCCUUAGUACGGUCGAGCCGCGACUCCCCGCUCAUGUCAUAAACACAUUGGAAGGUGUCCCGCCAAGUCAAGUGAUACAAACUCAUGACCCUAAAAUGGUAUCAUUAGGAUUACCACCAUAUCCACCACUUCCUGCAUCAUAUGACUCAAGAAAGAUUGAAGAAAUCCGAAGGACUGUUUUGGUUGGUGAUAUAGGGGCCUUGACUUACCAACAGUUAUCAGAUCACUUUGAAAUGGCAGGAGAUGUAAAGUACCUGCGAUUCUGCGAGCGUGAUGCAGACAAACAGAAGUAUGUCCUAAUAGAAAUGUCAGAACAAGAAAGUGUAUUAAAAGCUUUGCAACUCAAUGGUUCUACUAUUGAAGGUCAAAUUAUACGGGUGCUCCAUGCAACCCAAUCCAUAUCCAAGCCUCAGACGAAGAGCAACGAGGCUGCCCAACGUGAGAUCGAAGAAGCCAUGUGCAGGGUCAAGGAAGCCCAGAACCUAAUCUCUGCAGCCAUCGAUCCAGUCAUUGGGCUUCUUUCUAAAGACAAACGGAGAACUCGAUCCCGGUCGCGGUCCCGGCGACGCUCCCGGUCGCGCUCGCGACGCUCGCGCUCGCGCCACCGCGGCGGCGGCAAGCGCUCCCGCGAGCGCUCGCGCUCCCGGCACCGCGCUCGCCCCGAGCGCUCCAGGCAUCGCCACCGCUCCAGGUCCCGCUCCCACCACCGCGGGCGGCGCUCUCGCUCACGCUCGCGCCACCGCAGCUCGCGCUCCAAGCGCGACCGCUCCCGCGACAGAAAAGAUAAGAAGGAUUCCAGCGAGAAGGAGAGAAAGGACAAAUCCAAAUCCCCUGCGCCUCCUCCCAAAGACGUCGAAGAAAAAGAAGAAAUUAAGGAGGAAGUCGAAACGAACGGGAACGGCGCCGAAGUCAAAUCGAAGGCGUCCACUCCCGCCGACGAUAAACCGGAACCGGACAAGGAGCGCAGCCCGUCGAAGAGGGAUCGCUCCCGGUCUAAGGACAGGAAGCGCGACCGCUCCCGCUCGCGCCGCCGCUCCGGGUCGCGCUCGCGCAGGAAGCGGUCGCGGUCGAGGCGCCGUUCUCGCUCCAGAAAGCGAUCGCGCUCUAGGGAAAAAAAGCGGUCUAGGUCGCGGAAGCGCUCGCGUUCGCGCGACAGGAAGAGAUCUAGAUCUAGGGAUCGCAAACGUACUCGCUCCCGCGACAGGAAGCGGUCUCGGUCCCGCGACCGCAAGCGCUCGAGGUCCGGCAGCCGCCGCAGCCGCUCGCACCGCGACUCCAAGACGCCCCACGACAGGAAGUCCCGCGAGCGCAGUCCCAACCUUAGCACUAUAGAAGAGAAGGAUGUUUCAAUUGUCGAGAAGGCCCCGGACAUUGCGGAGGACAAGCACUCCCCUGACAACAUGGACAUUUCGAAUUCUCCAUAAGUUACACGAUUUGCUUUUAAAUCGCAACGGCCUCGGUAGAUUUGGUUCUUCAAGUGAGGUUUUAAGUUUAUAUGAAUUGUGACUGGACAUUUUUUUCUUCUGUCUUAUAAGCGUAAAUAAAUAAAUAGC
This is a messenger RNA of Cydia strobilella, 2044 nucleotides long. RefSeq names its product probable splicing factor, arginine/serine-rich 7 (gene Srp54). Gene Ontology annotation, molecular function: RNA binding. Gene Ontology annotation, cellular component: catalytic step 2 spliceosome; precatalytic spliceosome; U2 snRNP. NCBI's taxonomy places the organism in Eukaryota, Metazoa, Arthropoda, Insecta, Lepidoptera, Tortricidae. Gene Ontology annotation, biological process: mRNA splicing, via spliceosome. The record is from RefSeq and is a predicted model, not a curated record. The coding region runs from base 152 to 1915 and encodes 587 amino acids. The transcript is spliced from 4 exons.